CCAUCCAUCGAUCCACAAGCUAACGUUCACGGUAUUGUUAUUUAGUUGCUGCUGAGCCGUUGAACACUUGCACGCUAGCUGCACAUCCCCUGUUCAGAAGAAACAUAGCUCUAGAGUCUCUUUUCAGAUUUUAGUUUUGUCUGUCUUCGUUCAAGGAGAACCCUAUCUCAGAUCGAAGUUGAAGCUAGGGGCUAAAAGGGAGCAGGAGAUCCAUGGAGGAUGUUGCCAAGUUCUUGUUUGGGAUUGCGGGCAACGUGAUAGCUCUCUUUCUCUUCCUAUCCCCGAUUCCUACUUUCUGGAGGAUCAUUCGGAAGAGAUCAACGGAGGAAUUCUCCGGGGUGCCAUACAACAUGACGCUCCUCAACUGCCUCCUCUCUGCCUGGUACGGGCUGCCAUUCGUGUCCCCAAACAACAUCCUGGUGUCAACGAUCAACGGCGUGGGUGCGGCGAUCGAGACGGUGUACGUGGUGAUCUUCCUGUGCUUCGCGUCGAGCAAGAAGACUCGGCUCCGGACGUUGGGCCUGGCAUCGGCGGUGGCGGGGGUGUUCGCGGCCGUGGCACUUGUGUCCAUGCUCGCCCUCCAUGGGCAGGCCCGCAAGCUCCUCUGUGGCAUCGCCAUGACCGUCUUCUCCAUCUGCAUGUAUGGCGCGCCCCUCUCCAUCAUGAGGCUGGUGAUCAAGACGAAGAGCGUGGAGUACAUGCCCUUCCUGCUCUCACUGGCGGUGUUCCUGUGCGGCACGUCGUGGUUUGUCUACGGCUUGCUCGGCCGCGACCCCUUCGUCGCGAUCCCCAACGGGUGCGGGAGCUUCCUGGGCGCCAUGCAGCUCAUCCUGUACGCUGUCUAUCGGAACAACAAGGGCGGCCCCGGCGCCGACAAGAUGCAGGACGACGACGUGGAGAUGUCCAGAGACACGAGAAUAAGCAACAAGCAGGUCGCCCACGGCCACCAUGACGGCGGCGCCGGGAAAUCGGGGAAGGCCAACAAGAUGGACGGCCAGGUGUAGCUUGAUAUACGAAAGGAUCGAUGCCCAGAUCGAUCGACAAGCGUUCUUCUAUCUUUGUUUUUGCUGACUAAAACAUGUUGGUGACCUUGUAUAAUUGGAGGGCUUGGCCUUUUCCCGCAGCUUCUCCGGCCAUAUUUGUAACCUAGUAAUGCGCUGUAAUGCAUACGUGUACCAAAGCUACCUAGCUUUUCUAUUUGCAAACGGAGUACUCCCUCCAUUGUAUAAAACAUGUCAAAGAUUUAUCAAAAUUCGGAUGUAUCAAUAUAUUAUUUAGUGUCUAGAUA
Molecule: messenger RNA, 1288 nt
Organism: Lolium perenne
Lineage: Eukaryota; Viridiplantae; Streptophyta; Magnoliopsida; Poales; Poaceae
Product: bidirectional sugar transporter SWEET1b
Biological process (GO): carbohydrate transport
Cellular component (GO): membrane
Molecular function (GO): sugar transmembrane transporter activity
Source: RefSeq, a predicted model, not a curated record